AUGGGAGACAACACCACGGAUUGGAGCAUUGGAAUCAAGUUUGUCCAGUUCCAGAAGAAUUCCAGCUUGCAUGCAGGUAUCCGCAAAUCACCCUAUGCAGCCAUGUUUGGAUAUGAGGCCAAAGUGGGCCUGACAUCAUCCUCGCUGCCUGAUGAGGUAAUUCAAAGGAUGCAGUGUGAGGAUGAUCUGUUAGCUGUACUCACCACCGGUCAAAACGGAAAGGAACCAGGUCCUGUUCCCAGUGCUGAAUCAGCCGAAGUUCACUUUGAUAUGGAACGUGCAUCACCCGAAAACAAUUUGAGCCGCAGAGAGAAUAAUAUCAUUGCCCGGAGAAAAGGUGCCCGUACGAGUCAACUUGCCCAGGCUGAACGCAUGGUCAAACGGAGUUGA
Molecule: messenger RNA, 390 nt
Organism: Penaeus indicus
Lineage: Eukaryota; Metazoa; Arthropoda; Malacostraca; Decapoda; Penaeidae
Exons: 1
Coding region: 1-390 (129 amino acids)
Source: RefSeq, a predicted model, not a curated record